This is a messenger RNA of Pichia kudriavzevii, 1278 nucleotides long. RefSeq lists its product as uncharacterized. Gene Ontology annotation, cellular component: nucleus. The record is from RefSeq and is a predicted model, not a curated record. NCBI's taxonomy places the organism in Eukaryota, Fungi, Ascomycota, Pichiomycetes, Pichiales, Pichiaceae. The transcript has a single exon. Bases 1 to 1278 code for a protein of 425 amino acids. Gene Ontology annotation, biological process: poly(A)+ mRNA export from nucleus.
AUGUCGGAACAUAGUAAAGAAACAGAACUCUCGAGGGAAAUUCCUGUUGAGAAGCAGGAGACUUCUUCGAAUGUUAUUGAUAACGUAACAUCACAAUCUGAAGAGAAUAAAGAUGAAAUCGAAGCUCAAGAAGUCGAGAGGGAAACCGAGGAGGAACAACAGGAACGUAGUGGUGCAUCCAACGAAAAUAUAACACCAUCGGCACCUGCAAUCGCAGAUUUAGAAGAAGAUAUUCAGAAGUUGAAUAAGUUCAAAAAGUUACAAGAAACUAAACAAACGAAUGAACCAACAACUGCUACAAGAACGAAAGAAUCAAUCAAAGAUGUAAGAGACGAUGAUACCAAAGACAGGUUUGAAGAAGGGGAUGAUGUGCUUGAAGAAGAUAUUGAAGAUGAACAAACACGUAAAAGACGAGAGUUCGAAGAAAAAUUCAAUGCGUUAAUUAAAAAACCAACAAAGAGAAGAAAAAACAAUGAUGUUGAUCUAGAGGCCAUGCAAGAUGAAGCAAUUUCUCAGCUAAAAAAUAUGAUGAAAGAGGCAGCAUACAUGGAUGUCGAUUGCGUUAAUAAUAAAAAACCCGCUACCAAUAAAUUGAAAUUAUUACCUCAAGUUAAGGAAACAUUAAUCCGGUCUAACCUCUAUGAUUCAAUUCUAGACAACAAUAUGUUGGAGGCUGUUAGGAUUUGGCUAGAGCCAUUGCCAGAUGGGUCGUUGCCAUCCUUUGAAAUCCAAAAGGCGUUGCUUAAUGAAUUAACUAAGUUACCAAUUAAAACCAUUCAUUUAAGAGAAUCCGGAUUAGGGAAAGUGAUGAUCUUUUACCAAAAAUCCAAGAAAGUUGAUUCUGGAUUGAAGAGAAUAGCAGAAAAGUUGAUUGGAGAUUGGACAAGACCAGUCAUGGGUAGAUCAGAUAAUUAUAGAGCUCGUGAUAUUCCAACAGCCAAUUUUGAUAUCAUACAGUUUCAACAAAGGACAAAGCUACAACAAAAAGCUGAUGAUAGUAAGAAUACAAGGAAAUCAUUAUAUCAAGAAAGUGCAGAUAGAAGAAAAAGGGCAGCUGCUCCUGAAGCUAGAACAACGGUGUAUACAAUUGCACCUCAAUCUAACUUAACUGCUAUUCAAGCAAGUAACCACAGCGUUUUAAAUAUGGGAGCUGCUUCAUCCCUUCACAGAGAUGAAAGGUUCAAGGGACUAAAUAGGAAACUGACCAAACUGUCGCAGAAAAAGAAAGGCACAAAGAAGGAUGGUGUUUCUAUCGAAGGUAGAGGAUUAAACUAUUGA